UAGAUACUGAAAUAUCAUUACAAACAAUGGAAUAUUGGACUUUGGAAGAGCAUUGUCCUCUCAUCAAAGUAGUACGAAAUUAUAGUGAUCAUGGGAGCUACAUACAUGUAUCGGUACAAAAUUACGACACAUUAGAAAUUGAUUGCAUUCCUGUAACUUUUACGACCCAGACGUAUACCAAUUUUAACAAUUUUACUCACUACUGGCUAUGCAAAUCAUGGGAUUUAAAUUCAACAAACUCAUUUCUUGAGAAUGGUUGGAUGAUAUUCAAUAUACAACAAAUUGGAUAUUACCGCGUUAACUAUGAUAAUGAGAAUUGGCGAAGAAUUUCAGAUUAUCUAUACAAUGAUGAUUUUACGACAAUUCAUGUUCUUAAUCGUGCCCAAAUUAUCGAUGAUGCAUUUCAUUUAGUGAUAGCAGGUCACCUCAACGCCUCUAUAUUCUGGAGUAUCACAUCGUAUUUGGAUAGAGAAAUAGAUUAUAUCGCAUGGUAUCCUAUGUUUAAAGCUCUGGAAAACAUGUUUAGUACUUUUCCAGUGGACGAAAAAACUAAAAAAUUUGCGGAUAGAAUAGAUAAGCUAAAAUUCAUGUUAAACGAGUUACUUGAAAAAAUCCAAUAUGAAGAAAUUGAUGAUGCAGACGAACUUAGAAUAUGUUUACGACAAGAAGCUGCAAGAUGGGCAUGUUUUUUUGGUCACACCAUUUGUAUAGAAAAAGCAAAAAAUAAAUUAGAACAACAUAUCAAAGAUCCUAUAAAACACAAACUUUUGCCAUGGUGGAAGACAUGGACAUAUUGUAGAGGUUUGAUGAUAACUACGAGAAAUGAGACCACUUUUGGAUUAGUGUAUACCAUAGGAGUAAUGAAAGCUGACUAUAAAUUUUCAGAAUACUUGGCUUGCAUUGGAGAUACUGAUUUCAUCAAAUACUAUUUAAGUUAUAAACAGUACAUUAAUACAAAACAGGAAAAUCGAUUUCUCGUUAACACAUUCUUACAUUUUAUUACGAAGCAUGCAAAGAAUCCAAUUAUACUGACGUAUUUAUUCGAUAAUUUUAACGUAAUAAAACCAAAAAAUGUUAAUAUAAUUGCAGCAUUUAUUAUUAUGAUUAAUAACGUAUAUUCCGAAAAUCUAGUUGAGUUAAUAGAGAAACAAUCUGAAAUUAUUGUAGAAGCUAACGUAAUUAAAGUGAAUACAGAACAUCUAUUUAGAAGACAUCGAAUAAAGGAGAUGAGUGACCGUGUAAUAGAUAAGGAUGAAUUAUAUUCCUAUAUUACAAUCAAGAUUCAAAUUAUUCGCAAAAACAAAUCGAGAAGCAGAGACAAUAUUUUGCAAGAUUUUUCUUCUAAUCGGUGGAUGUAA
Nylanderia fulva is the source of this 1358-nucleotide messenger RNA. The record is from RefSeq and is a predicted model, not a curated record. Lineage: Eukaryota; Metazoa; Arthropoda; Insecta; Hymenoptera; Formicidae.